UAGAGUGUGUUUCCCGCUAUCUCAAGAGUAAAAGCUACGACUUGGAUUGGGUGUAUUUCAUAUUUUCUCUUCCAUCUGCGGGUCUUAUAGCAGCUUCCUCUUAAAUUUUUCUGUUUUCUCCGUAGAUAUUUUUUUUUCUUGAGAGAGAAAGAGAGCAUUUGGGUUCGUUUCGGGCUAGUUCUUCCCCCUGCUUUUUCUUGUCCACAAUGGAAGAGAUUACAGAUGGAGUAAAUAACAUCAGCAUCGUAGAUUCGCACAAGAAGAAUCGGAUUCAGGUCUCCCAUACCAAGAAGCCGCUUUUCUUCUAUGUUAAUCUCGCUAAGAGGUACAUGCAGCAACAUAAUGAGGUUGAACUUUCCGCCCUUGGAAUGGCUAUUGCCACGGUUGUCACCAUUUCGGAGAUCCUGAAGAACAAUGGACUGGCUGUUGAGAAGAAGAUCACAACAUCUACUGUUGAUAUGAAAGAUGAAUCAAGAGGGCGACCCAUCCAGAAAGCAAAGAUUGAGAUAUUGCUUGGGAAGACGGAGAACUUUGAUGAGUUGAUGGCCGCUGCAGCAGAGGAAAGGGAGCUUAGAGAGCUUGGAGAUGGAGAGGAGUAAAGCUGAGUUGGAUGGAUGUUCAUCAUGCAUCUGGUUUGUCGUUUUUAAUGCGCUUUGCUGAUCGGUUUUCCUUGGCUCUUUGACAUUUGCGUGAGAAUGGCCAUUGGAGUGGCAUUAAGAAGUGUUCGAUAGUUUAUGAUAAUAUUGUUGCAGUAGGAGCUUCUGUAGAAACCCAUGCUUUUACCAUUCAAAUUCGAUUUUGUUAUUUUUAUUUAA
Macadamia integrifolia is the source of this 815-nucleotide messenger RNA. RefSeq lists its product as uncharacterized. Lineage: Eukaryota; Viridiplantae; Streptophyta; Magnoliopsida; Proteales; Proteaceae. Gene Ontology annotation, cellular component: nucleus. Gene Ontology annotation, molecular function: RNA binding. The transcript has 5 exons. The record is from RefSeq and is a predicted model, not a curated record. The coding region runs from base 207 to 599 and encodes 130 amino acids.